UGGACUUGUAGCUUUGCUAGGGGGCUGUCGGCUGGUAAGGCCAGCAAUCCACUCCUCUUCAUAUACUCUAAGUGCACCUCAGUUAGAGUAGAAUAGAGCACAGCAGUUAGAGCUUCAUAAGCCACCUGAAGCACUGAAAGCAUUAGCCUCCUAGAGUGGAAGAUUAACAGGACAAUAUUGAACAAGAAGCAAAAGGGAGCAUACUACAAGACAUUUCUCAUCAGUCCACAGCUUUUCUAUCAUCUUAUUCCUAACCAAGAAGAAAGGGAUUAUUGUUGGUUUUCUUUUUCUCUCCCUCUCCCUUUUGACUCACAGCAGAGCUUCAGGAGCAUGGCUGGAGAGAAGAAGCAUGUGUGCUUGGCCAAGUUUCUAACGUUGGCUCUAGGACUUUUCUUCAUCAGUUUAGAUGUCUCAGCAGAGGAGUACGACUAUUAUAGCUGGCAGUCCGACAACUUUCAAAAUGGGCGCUUUUACGCCAAGCAGCCUCAGUGUGUGGACAUCCCGGCUGACCUGCGCCUCUGCUACACUGUGGGCUACAAGAAGAUGCGGCUGCCCAACCUGCUGGACCAUGAGACCAUGCCUGAGGUGCAGCAGCAAGCGGGCAGCUGGGUGCCCCUGCUGGCCAAGCGUUGCCAUGCCGACACACAGGUGUUCCUCUGUUCUCUGUUUGCACCAGUCUGCCUGGACCGGCCCAUCUACCCCUGCCGCUCACUGUGUGAGGCCGUCAGAGACAGCUGUGCUCCAGUCAUGGAGACCUACGGUUUUCCCUGGCCAGAGAUGCUCCAGUGUGAAAAGUUCCCCAUUGAUAAUGACCUCUGCAUCCCCAUGCAGUUCUCUGGGAACCAUGCCACUCAGACCCCAGUUUCCAAAGCAUGUCCGCCAUGUGACAAUGAACUGAAGGCCGACACAGUGAUGGAACACUUCUGCGCCAGUGACUUCGUACUCAAGAUGAAGAUCAAAGAAGUUAAGAAGGAGAAAGGCGACCGCAAGCUUAUCGCGGCGCAGAAGAAGAAGAAGGUUCUGAAGAUGGGCAUCCUGCGUAAAAAAGACCUGAAGAAGCUGACGUUGUACAUUAAGAAUGGAGCAAACUGCCCUUGUUCCCAGCUGGACAACCUCGGGAGCAACUUCCUCAUCAUGGGCCGCAAGGUUGACCAGCAGUUACUGCUCAUGUCUAUCCACAAGUGGGAUAAGAAGAGCAAGGAGCUCAAGUACGCCAUCAAAUACAUGAAGUCCCAUCAGUGCCCAACUUACCACACUGUCUUCCAGUGACCAAUGACCACAUCACCAAUCCACACCCUUACAAUCACUUUUUUACAGUUAGCACAUACAAUUCUUUUUAUUCAAAAGCUGCCUUUGGGAAUCAUUCAUUUGCUAAUGGUCUGAUACUUCAGCAAUGUUAAUAUUUCUUCUUUACUGUUCACUGUGUAUAUGCUAAAUGAAAAUGCUUUAUGACACAAUCAGUACAUUCAUACAUGUUUUAGAGAAACCAACUCAUUUUCCUUCAUUAGAGCAAAAGAUAAAACAAUAUCAUUCCCAAAGAAACUGUUCAUGGUGGAAUACCACCUUCUGUCCGGUAAGCAGUUUCCACAAAAAGUGGCACAAAAUUAUCAGGAGUGAUAAGAAAAACGUCAAAGCCAUGUUAAGCUGAUUGUGCUAAUGUCAGAGUGAGGGAAAACAAUCAGUGAGUAAAUAUUUGAUUAAAAAGCAUAAAGAGUAUUCACUUCGAAAACAUAGUGCCAGCUAGCUUUUCUUGUUCUGUUUUAUUUUGUAGAUAUGGGGGACAAAUGCUAUACUGUGUACUGUGUAGAUAAGAUUAUGGUUAUGAAAAACCUUCUAGAAUGCAGAGCCACCCAAGAUGUGGCUCAAGUUGAGAAGGGAGAAGGAUAACUGAUUGCAGUUGUUCCUGAUUGUUGGUCAGUUGGACUAUGAGCUGUACCUGGACCGUUUCCCUUUGCUGAAAGAGCGUCUCACACCAGCCAGCCGGACACAGACUGUGGACUGACCUAACAGUUUGGCUGGUGAGAUUGCUGGCCUCCUUUUUCUUUGUUUUUUUUUUUUCCUUUGAAAUAUGAAACAUUCUUUUAUUUUAACUGAAAUUAUCAACUGCUUCAAAUAUACUUUUUAUAGUUUGAAAACAUCUGGCAGGCAUAGCAUCUGGAUUCACUGUUUCUGAAAUAAAUGUUAAAAUCAUUA
This is a messenger RNA of Pygocentrus nattereri (red-bellied piranha), 2193 nucleotides long. It is a transcript of the gene sfrp5, whose product is annotated as secreted frizzled-related protein 5. The record is from RefSeq and is a predicted model, not a curated record. The transcript is spliced from 3 exons. Gene Ontology annotation, biological process: negative regulation of canonical Wnt signaling pathway; non-canonical Wnt signaling pathway; canonical Wnt signaling pathway. Bases 331 to 1269 code for a protein of 312 amino acids. NCBI's taxonomy places the organism in Eukaryota, Metazoa, Chordata, Actinopteri, Characiformes, Serrasalmidae. Gene Ontology annotation, molecular function: Wnt-protein binding.